UUUUCGCAAUACAAAAGCCUUGAAAGUAGCCGCGACCCACCAGCUUCCAGAGAGAGAGAGAGUUGAGUUGAAGGAGAAGAGAAGAGUGAACGAAGCUGAAGCUCUUCAUUGGCUCUCCAGCCGCGGCAGACGGGGCAUUAAUCAGACAUCAAUUUGUCUCCAGGUUGCAAAAUGGCUGCAACAACAGCUUCUACCUUUCUUGUUGGAUCAGUUUCUCCAUACGGUGCCCAGGCAUGCAUGGAUUCAAAACUCAAGCCAUUCAACGUGAAAUUCAACUCAGGCAACUGUCUUAGGAGUUUCAGUGGUCUUAAGGCAGAAGCAUCUGUAAGUUGUGAAACGGAGACAUCCUUCUUUGGCAGAGAAAGUGUGGCUGCUCUUAGGGAUUCUUUUGUACCAAGAGCUGUAAAACAAAACCAGAGGAGCAUCUGUUGUGUUCGGCCUCAAGCUUCAUCCUACAAAGUGGCCAUUCUUGGAGCGGCUGGUGGGAUUGGUCAACCCCUGUCACUUUUGAUCAAGAUGUCCCCAUUAGUUUCGGCCUUGCAUCUUUAUGAUAUUGCAAAUGUUAAGGGAGUUGCUGCCGAUAUCAGCCACUGCAAUACUCCUUCUCAGGUGCUUGAUUUUACAGGGGCUUCUGAAUUGGCCAAUUGUUUGAAAGGUGUAGAUGUGGUGGUCAUACCUGCUGGAGUUCCAAGAAAGCCGGGAAUGACCCGUGAUGAUCUCUUCAAUAUUAAUGCCAGCAUUGUGAAAUCCUUGGUUGAGGCUGUUGCAGAUAACUGUCCAGAAGCUUUCAUCCAUAUCAUCAGCAACCCAGUCAAUUCUACUGUCCCCAUUGCAGCAGAAGUCUUAAAGCAGAAAGGUGUUUAUGAUCCAAAGAAGUUAUUUGGGGUUACAACACUGGAUGUAGUUAGGGCAAACACUUUUGUUGCACAGAAGAAGAACCUGAAGCUUAUUGAUGUAGAUGUCCCGGUUGUUGGGGGACAUGCAGGGAUCACCAUCCUUCCACUGCUUUCAAAGACGAAGCCAUCUGUAAGUUUCACAAACGAAGAAGUGGAGGAGUUGACUGUAAGGAUCCAAAAUGCUGGGACAGAAGUGGUAGAGGCCAAGGCAGGUGCUGGGUCUGCCACACUGUCAAUGGCAUAUGCAGCUGCAAGGUUUGUUGAGUCCUCCCUCCGUGCUCUUGACGGGGAUGCGGACGUCUAUGAAUGUGCUUUCAUCCAGUCAGAGCUGACUGAGCUGCCAUUCUUUGCUUCAAGGGUUAAAAUGGGAAAGAAAGGGAUCGAAGCUGUGAUAUCUGCGGACCUGCAGGGACUGACUGAGUAUGAGGCCAAGGCUCUGGAGGCACUUAAGCCAGAGUUGAAGGCUAGCAUUGAGAAGGGUGUGGCAUUUGCCAACAAGCAACCAGUGGCUGCAUGAGUUAGACCGUUGGAUCUACCUUACAUCAUUACUAUCCAGUGUUAGAAUAGAAUAACAAGAUGGUGGGAAAAUUGCUGCAGUUUAUCCAUCGUGCCGGUGAAGCUGCAGUGUUCUAUCCAUUCUGUGUAUGCUGUGAAAGUGUCUUAGUGGGUCUUUUUACAAGGGGGAAGGGGUUGGGAAUAGAAAUUUUGUAGGUCUCAAGAGUCAGAGAUAGAUAGAUAGUUGAGGUUCAGUUCAGGUGGAGAGAAGCAGAAAGCUGUGAUACCCACACUCUCAUGGUGGUAGUCCGGAAAUAAAACUGCAGUUGACUUACAGGAGAGAAGAACUUUACCAAUUCAUUUUUUUUUCUUUACCAAAAGAGAUAUUUGAACAUGCUUCUUUUCUUUAUUACCCUGUUGCCUGCAUUUGCUUUGAUCUACCAAAUUUCCCGUUUUAUUUUCUGUUGGAA
Messenger RNA from Nelumbo nucifera (sacred lotus), 1861 nucleotides. RefSeq names its product malate dehydrogenase (gene MDH). Gene Ontology annotation, cellular component: cytoplasm; mitochondrion. Gene Ontology annotation, molecular function: L-malate dehydrogenase (NAD+) activity. The record is from RefSeq and is a predicted model, not a curated record. Lineage: Eukaryota; Viridiplantae; Streptophyta; Magnoliopsida; Proteales; Nelumbonaceae. Gene Ontology annotation, biological process: tricarboxylic acid cycle; malate metabolic process.